This is a messenger RNA of Neltuma alba, 1545 nucleotides long. RefSeq names its product geraniol 8-hydroxylase-like. Gene Ontology annotation, molecular function: oxidoreductase activity, acting on paired donors, with incorporation or reduction of molecular oxygen; heme binding; iron ion binding. NCBI's taxonomy places the organism in Eukaryota, Viridiplantae, Streptophyta, Magnoliopsida, Fabales, Fabaceae. The record is from RefSeq and is a predicted model, not a curated record. Bases 1 to 1545 code for a protein of 514 amino acids. The transcript has 2 exons.
AUGGAUGCCAUAAGCCAGUGGGAUCCUUUGACUCUUGUGAUCUUUCUUGCUUUAUCGGGAAUGUUCGCAGUUUCUUGCUAUGCAUGGGUUUAUUUCAUCAAACACCAUCAGUGCAACACUCCUCCAGGUCCACCAGGCCUUCCCUUGAUCGGCAAUCUUCUAUCUCUCGAUCCUGAACUUCACAAACAGUUCACCUCUUUGUCUCAAACCUACGGUCCCAUCUUUUCGCUCCGACUCGGCCCCAGAUACGGCGUCGUCGUGUCCUCCCCUUCAAUCGCUCGUCAAGUGCUCAGAGACCAUGACGUCAUUUUCGCUAACCAUGACGUUCCGGCCGCCGUCAGGGUGGCAACUGAAGGUGCAAGUGACAUACUUUGGACCCCUUAUGGAUCUGAGUGGCGAAUGCUGAGGAAAGUGUUUGUGCAGUGGAUGGUCAGCAACUACACCUUAGAUUCCGUCCACAUGCUUCGUCGCAAGGAGGUUCGGAAAAUGGUGGGCUAUCUAUACGGUCGGGUCGGGUUUCAAGUGAAUAUUGGGGAGCAGAUGUUUUUAACGGUGUUGAACGUGAUCACUAGCAUGAUAUGGGGCGGAACGGUGGAAGAAGGCGGUGAUGAGAGGGCCAUUGUGGGAGCAGAGUUAAGGAAAGUGGUGGCGGACUUCACGGAGCUGUUGGGUAAGCCGAACAUAUCGGACUUCUUUCCUGGGUUGGUGAAGUUUGGCUUGCAGGGAGUGGAGAAACAGAUGGGUUCUUUGGUUCAGCGGUUUGACCAGAUCUUCGAGAAGAUACUCAGGCAGAGAUUAAAGAUGAACAAGGAGAGUGGCAACAAAGAAGAUAGUAAAGAUUUUUUGGACUUCUUGUUGAAACUGAAGGACGAUGAAAAUGCCAAGCUACCACUCACCAUGGCACACAUUAAGGGCCUCCUCAUGGACAUGGUGGUGGGCGGAACUGACACAUCAGCUAACACAAUGGAGUUUGCAAUGGCUGAGAUUAUGUCCAAUCCAGAUGUGAUGAAGAGAAUCCGACAAGAACUAGAAAGUGUUGCGGGACAAGACAACGUUGUAGAAGAGUCUCAUAUUCACAAGCUUCCUUACUUGCUCGCAGUUGUAAAAGAAACUAUGAGGUUGUACCCAGUCGUUCCACUGUUAGUUCCUCAUUGUCCAAGUGAAACAAUCACUGUAGGAGGCUACAAAAUCCCAAAAGGCUCUCGUGUGUUCGUGAAUGUGUGGGCAAUACAUAGAGACCCUUCUGUUUAUGAUAAUCCUUUGGACUUUAAUCCCUCCAGGUUCUUAGAUUCAAAACCGGAUUUUAGAGGAAAUGACUUUAGGUAUUUACCAUUUGGGUCUGGACGAAGAAUCUGUGCAGGAAUAACUCUGGCUGAGAAGAACUUGUUGUAUUCUCUUGCAAUACUAAUGCAUUCAUUUGAUUGGAAAGUGCCUCCAGGCCAAAAGUUGGAUAUAUCUGAGAAGUUUGGUACUGUGCUGAAGAAGAAAACACCUCUAGUUGCCAUUCCUACACCACGAUUAUCCAAUCCAGCUCUUUAUGAGUGA